Setaria italica (foxtail millet) is the source of this 1128-nucleotide messenger RNA. Its product is annotated as thrombospondin type-1 domain-containing protein 4. The coding region runs from base 176 to 973 and encodes 265 amino acids. The record is from RefSeq and is a predicted model, not a curated record. The transcript is spliced from 6 exons. NCBI's taxonomy places the organism in Eukaryota, Viridiplantae, Streptophyta, Magnoliopsida, Poales, Poaceae.
GCAGAGAGAGGCAGACCGGCACCGACGCGAGUCACGCGACGCUCGCUCGGUCGGCCCGCGCACGCGCACCAACUCCCUCGCCUCGCGCCACCCGCCCACUCGGCACUCGAGCGAAGCCAUCCCCUCCGCAGUAAUUAGGCAAGCUUCCUCCUCCUCGCCGGCGGCGGCUGGAGAGAUGGAGGCGGCGGGGGCGGCUGCGCUGCCGCGGCUGUGCGCGCUGCUGCUCCCCUUCCUCGCCGUCGCGACCUGCCUCGACGUCCCAUCCCAUGGGUGCUACUGGACUGGGUGCCAAAGCAAAUGGUUUGGAGUAUGUGCUGCUCGCUACUACUUGAAUUCUCAAUCAGAUGAUUGUGAUGGUCUUUGCAUGGGGUCGAAAAGCCCUCCAUGCCUGCCACUCCACACACAUUUCUAUUGCUGCAAACCAGGAAUACCAAAGGUAACAAACAAGUGUGGACAUUGCAAGAUCAAGCUGGAUUUUGGCAAAGAGUUUAUAUGCUGCUCUGAUUGCUCUGAACCAACCAUUAUGGACAAGAAUACCAAACUGGGUUACUGCAAAAGUGGUGCCGACUUAACAAUGCAAUUAAAACCACAAGAAACUUUUCACUGGGUUGCUGGCCCAUGGAUGAUGUGCUCCUCUCCAUGUGAUGGUGGUAUUCGAUAUCGUGAUGUUGCUUGUUAUGGAAGUCUGGAUGAUAACACUAUCAAACACUACCCUGUGGAUGAUGCUAGCUGUUCAGCAGAUGAAAUGCCUGCAAAACAGGAGGGAUGUAAUCAGCAAAGCUGUGGUGAUCCCGAGACGACACAGGCAAUGAAUCCCAAGAGAAGUGGAAUGUCUGGUUGGUUAGUAGCAUUGAUUGUUUUCCUAGGUCUUGGUGCAAUUGGUGGCAUUGCAUUUACCAGCUACACUUACUACAGGAGGAGAGCCUCUGGGUCGAGUGGUUUCGUGUAUGUCAUGAUGGAAGCUUAUUAUUGAGAGUUUUAUUAUUGAGAGUUGAGGGGACCGGUUGCCUGGAAGUCUGCAAGCAAUCGGAACUCGAGACUGUAGAAAAUCAAUGGAAUUGGAGACAGCCAGUUUGUUCAUUCUUCAUUCUUUGGCGUGCUGUUUUUGUCGUCAGAAAUGCCUUUCAA